Rotaria sp. Silwood2 is the source of this 576-nucleotide messenger RNA. The record is from the annotation of a GenBank genome assembly. NCBI's taxonomy places the organism in Eukaryota, Metazoa, Rotifera, Eurotatoria, Philodinida, Philodinidae.
AUGAUAAUUCCAUAUAAAAUAAUAUUAUUGAUUAUAUUUGUAAUCAAUAAAGUCAUCAUAGCAAGAUGUUUAUCAUCAACGACUAUUAUCAUCGAUGUUGACAAAGGUAUUGCUCUUCAUAAAAUUGGUGUAUAUGCUGACCAAUUUCAAGAAUCAAUUUUUCACAUAUUUAUACCAUAUAAUAAUUUAUGUAUCGAUUCACCAAUGUCCGACGUUUGUGAAUAUAUUCAAUCGACAAGUCCUGAUAUCAUUGAAGUUGGAACAAUUUUACCGUAUGUUAAUACACUAUCAUCAACAUCAUAUAAUACAGACAGUAUUUUUUAUAUGAUUCAAGAAGAUAUUCGACGAAUUUUUUUACAUCAUAAAAUCGAUAAGUUUAUUGAAAAAUCGAAAUCAAUUAUUUAUUUCAUUGAUAAUCAUUUUUAUGUAACACGUAAUACAGAUAAAUCUAUAACGACACCUACUUUUUCUAUUAAUACUAAUCAAUCAGCACUCAAACCUCGUGUAAUUAAUCCAGCAACGCUAGUUGUUGAACAAGUAUUUAAUAAUAAAGUUGGUUAUGAUUUUUUUAAAUGA